This is a messenger RNA of Quercus lobata, 1635 nucleotides long. RefSeq lists its product as uncharacterized. The record is from RefSeq and is a predicted model, not a curated record. Gene Ontology annotation, molecular function: nucleic acid binding; RNA-DNA hybrid ribonuclease activity. NCBI's taxonomy places the organism in Eukaryota, Viridiplantae, Streptophyta, Magnoliopsida, Fagales, Fagaceae. The coding region runs from base 1 to 1635 and encodes 544 amino acids. The transcript has 2 exons.
AUGGUAGUGAAGAGUAAAGUGGUGUUUGAGCAUGUAGAGGAUCUUACGAACAUUUUUGGAAUACUGAGAAAGCAUAAGCUACGUCUGAAUGCUUCAAAGUGUUCCUUUGGUGUAGGCUCCAGGAGGUUCUUGGGGUAUAUGGUGACUCAUAGAGGAAUUGAAGUAAACCCAGAUCAGAUUAAGGCCAUCAACGAUUUACAAGCACCUCGGAAUCCAAAAGAGGUGCAGAAACUGACUGGAAUGACUGUUACUUUGAACCGAUUUAUCUCCAGGUCGGUCAAGAGGUGUCGUCCCUUUUUCCUUCUACUGUAUAAGUGGAAAGGAUUUGAAUGGACCAAGGAGUGUGCUGUGGCGUUUCAGCAGUUGAAAGAGUACCUAUCCAGGCCGCCAAUCAUGUCUAGUCCUGAGGUGGAUGAGGUGCUGUUUGCUUAUCUGGCAGUUGCCCCUCAUGUAGUUAGUUUUGUCUUAAUACAAGAGGACAGCGGCGUCCAAAGACCAGUUUAUUACGUAAGUAAGUCUCUUCAUGAAGCCAAGGUGAGAUACUUAUCAUUGGAAAAGGCCAUCUUGGCGGUGGUCCAUGCAACACGCAAACUUCCACAUUACUUUCAGGCUCAUACUGUGGUUGUCUUAACCCAGUUACCUCUCAAGUCCAUACUUAGAAGUGCUGAUUACACUGGGAGAAUUGCUAAGUGGGGCACAAUCCUAGGUGCUUUCGACAUCAAGUAUAUGCCUCGCACCCCUAUGAAAGGCCAAGUCCUUGUCGAUCUGGUAGCUGAGUUCGCCGAGUGUCCAGAAGAAGCUAACAUGAAGCAAAGUGACAUGGAUGAAAAGUCGGUUGGUCUGAUAUCCACACAAGGCGGUUCCUCCUGGAGGGUAUAUGUGGACGGAGCAGUAAACCAACGGGGGGCAGGAGUAGGGCUAGUUUUGAUAUCCCCUGAAGAGAUCAUCAUUGAGAAAUCCUUGAGGUUGGGAUUCUUGGCUAUUAACAACGAAGCAGAAUACGAAGUUUUGUUGAUGGGAAUAAGUAUGGUCCAGAAAAUGGGUGGAAAGGUAGUAGAAUUAUUCUCGGAUUCAAGAUUGGUAGUCGGCCAAGGGAAAGGAGAACUGAAAGCCCGAGAUCCAAGAAUGCAGGGGUAUUUGAGUCAAGUUAGGCGUAUGCAAACGAAAUUUGAGUCUUUCGACUUGUCGCAUAUCCCCCAAGGUGAGAAUAUCCACGCCGAUUCCCUGGCAACCCUUGCCACCUCUUCAACACGGAGUUUUCCUCGAGUGAUAAUCGUAAAAGAUUUGUAUACCCCCACCCUACCAGAAAAGGACGUUUUUCAGGUUCAUCAAGUCGGUCUAGCGCUGAGCUGGAUGGAUCCCAUAUUGAAAUUCCUCGAGAGGGACAUCUUGCCCGAAGCGAAAAUAGAAGCUGAGAAAAUACGGAGGAAAGCUCCUCGGUUUUGGUUAUCCGAAGACAAAAAGUUAUACAAACGGUCCUUUUCUGGGCCGUACCUACUUUGUGUACAUCCCGAGAUGUCAGAGUCACUCCUAGAGGAGCUGUAUGAAGCUGAGACCGUUAGCAGUAGGACAUCUGGUGUUGAGGAAAGUUCUGGGAACCACCAAGAAUCCAGCUUAGGGAAAAUUGGGGUCUAA